CUUAGAAUUGACUGCUUUCUGAUUCGGUGUUGCCGAAUUCGUCCAUACACCUGGAUAUACAAGAUGUUUACAUUAAGACCAAUUGCACGCCAAGUACUCAGGCUUCCCAAAUGGACACAAAUUCGCUCCGUGACCACGUUGGACGGCCGUCCGUACAUAUAUGUUUUCCCGAAUGAAGCAGCCUCUGGCGAAAGCCAUGUUUUAUCCCUCCUACCGUCAAGACCGACGAACCCCAGCGUACCCAUCGGAAUUACAUCCAAAUUACCACCGACGCCAGAAUCCUUCAAAGAGAACCCGAGUUUCUUGAAUAUCCUGCAGGAAGUUAUUUCAAAAUAUGCGCAUGAAGACCCAGAUAAUAUCUCACAGGCCCAGAUGAUGGUCUCCACGUCUGGAGCUAACCUGAGCUCCGGAGGAGUCCUAUUGACUGGUCAGAAAGCGCGGAGACGGCGGGCUAGCGCAGAUUCGAGUGGUGGGGCCAGUGGUCAAGGUGGUGCUGGUAGUGCUGGACGAGGAGGAUGGAUACAUGUUUUUGAUGAGAGGAGGCCGCCUGAGUAUGGGCGGAUUCCUUGGCCCGAGGAUAUUUUUGGAAGCCUUGAAGUCGACGGUGAAGGUAAAUUCGUUGAUGGAAAUGGAAAUUACCAACCGAGUGGUACUUAUCGAACCAUCACUCGAGAUGGAAUCAUCGCACCGAGCCCAUUCCUCAGGGAAAAGUUGGUCCAGAGACUACAUGAAAUCGAAUCUCAAUAGAGAGAUUCUGUGACAUAUUUGUAACGAUACGAAUAUUUUGUACUAUACUCUUGGUGAACCAUCCCAUAAGCUGCUAGACAGCUCGUAUAUUAUUGCCUCGAAAAUCAUGUUAGCGGUAAAAUCAGACGAAACGCUUAUAGAAACGCUAAUUGCACCCUAUUCCAAACGCCA
This is a messenger RNA of Aspergillus ruber CBS 135680, 918 nucleotides long. RefSeq lists its product as uncharacterized. NCBI's taxonomy places the organism in Eukaryota, Fungi, Ascomycota, Eurotiomycetes, Eurotiales, Aspergillaceae. The transcript is spliced from 5 exons. The coding region runs from base 64 to 747 and encodes 227 amino acids. The record is from RefSeq and is a predicted model, not a curated record.